AUGCAUCCAUCCGAAUCUCAAAAGACUCCCGUCAAGCUUGCCAAGGUUACCAAGGUUCUCGGCCGUACUGGCUCCCGUGGUGGUGUCACUCAAGUCCGCGUUGAAUUCAUGGAUGACACCUCUCGCUCCAUCAUCCGUAACGUCAAGGGACCUGUCCGUGAAAACGACAUUCUCUGCCUUCUCGAAUCUGAACGUGAGGCUCGUCGCCUCCGUUAAGCAUGUUUACUGUUUAAACAUGUAGAUGUAGACAGCAACCAACAAAAAAAAAACUCACAAAUUAAAUCAGAUCCCAUUUGGUUACAAAUAAAGACUGAGGAUUAAUUCUUAAAAGUUGGCAGAUAUA
Messenger RNA from Umbelopsis ramanniana AG, 343 nucleotides. RefSeq lists its product as uncharacterized. NCBI's taxonomy places the organism in Eukaryota, Fungi, Mucoromycota, Umbelopsidomycetes, Umbelopsidales, Umbelopsidaceae. The transcript has 2 exons. Gene Ontology annotation, biological process: ribosomal small subunit assembly; translation; maturation of SSU-rRNA. Gene Ontology annotation, molecular function: structural constituent of ribosome. The record is from RefSeq and is a predicted model, not a curated record. The coding region runs from base 1 to 216 and encodes 71 amino acids. Gene Ontology annotation, cellular component: cytosolic small ribosomal subunit; ribosome.